Molecule: messenger RNA, 1088 nt
Organism: Hydractinia symbiolongicarpus
Lineage: Eukaryota; Metazoa; Cnidaria; Hydrozoa; Anthoathecata; Hydractiniidae
Product: low density lipoprotein receptor adapter protein 1-like
Exons: 1
Coding region: 112-963 (283 amino acids)
Source: RefSeq, a predicted model, not a curated record
UAACACGAUAGUUCAUUUCAAAAGAAAGAUCUGUAGGAAGAAGAAGUAGGAAGCGACUAGAUAAUAAAGCAACCGGAUUUUAGAAGACAGGUGCCUAAAAGGUAUUUAAUUAUGGAAGACGUAGAUUUCUCCACAAGACUAAAGAAGAUCAAACGAAAAUUCAGUCGAAAAGCAAGCUAUGAUGUUGAUUUUAAAGCACCGAGUUUCAAAGUAAAAUCUCUGUGUUUAGAUGGGAUACCAGUGGAAGCUAUUUCUAAUCAAUGCUCUAAUGAAGCUGUCGAUAAAGCACUUUCUUCUGUUGGGUCUUUGCAAGGCAAAAACAAACAAGACAUUCUUUUAAAAAUUUCAAUUAAGUAUGGUAUCCAAAUAAUAUGCAGGAAAAGCAAAGCUGAAAUGUUUAAUUACAAAAUCCAUCAAGUGGGAUAUUGCAAUGUUGAUAAAAGAUACCCACAAAUCUUUGUUUUCAUUGCGGCUAUGCAAAAAGUGGAUCUAACAUGUCACGUGUUUUUAUGUGAAGAUAUACAAAAGUCACGUGCUAUAUGUCUAACAAUGGCAAACAUAUUUAAAAACAGCUUUGAAAAUUGGCAAAAGUCGAAAGAAAUGUCGAAUUCUACUCAGGUGAAAGUAAACAGACUUGAUAUUCGCCGUCAGUCGGCCGACGUUGUCGCUAUGCCACUGCCUAAACAUCUAUUAGAAACACGACGUGCGAGUGAUUUUGUGACAGCCGGUGGAUUUAAGAGAGCGAACGUACGUAGAGGAAGCACGGACACAGAUAGCAAAACGUCAAGCGAUGAGGAAGGUUUUGAUGACGAUGCAAAUCAGGCGUUUGAAGAUAUUCUGUCAAAAAGUGCUGGCAACGGAAAAUGCAGUUUGCUGAGACGGGACAGUACAGAUUGGGACGCUAUAGCACAGGAUGAAGAAAUUCAAAGAAAAAUGCAAGGAGAUCUCAUAUUAUGGGAGUAAAAAAAACAAAAACUUUUUUUCAUUCUAGUUUUUUUUGUCUUGUUUUGUUUACUGGUCAGUUUGUUUACGUUAAAUAAUAUUUGUAAUUAUUUAUUAUUAUUAAAAAAAGUAUUUUUUGUAUUAUA